Molecule: messenger RNA, 2823 nt
Organism: Yamadazyma jaroonii
Lineage: Eukaryota; Fungi; Ascomycota; Pichiomycetes; Serinales; Debaryomycetaceae
Source: the annotation of a GenBank genome assembly
AUGGCUUUAGUAUCAGCAGCUCCUUACUUGGCUUUAUUAAAUGAGCAUGAUACAAGCUUAAAGAAAUAUGCUUUGAAUUCAUUAAAUGAUAUAGUGGAUGAAUUAUGGUCAGAAAUUGCCAAUAAUAUCGAUCAAUUAGAAGAAUUAUAUGAAGAUGAUUCAUUUGAAAAUAGGAAAUUAGCUGCUUUAAUUAUUUCCAAAGUUUAUUAUAACUUAGGAGAUUUUGAAGCUUCAGUUAAAUAUUCCUUAUUAUCGGGGGAUGAAUUCAAUAUUGAAGAACAAUCUCAAUAUAUUGAAACUAUUGUUUCUAAAUGUAUUGAUUUAUAUACUAACUUAUCUCAACAGAAAUUCCAAGAUGAUUCAAUAGUAAUUGAUAAACAAUUGAGUGAAAUCUUUGAAAAAAUGUUAAAGAAAUGUUUUGAUUUGAAAGAUUAUAAAUUAGCUUUAGGGAUUUCUUUAGAAAGUUUCAGAUUAGAUAUUGUUGAAAAGAUCUUAAAUUUACAAAUUGAAACUAACAUUGAUCAAGCUUUAAGUUUAAUAAAUUAUGUUUUAGUUUGUACUAACACUGUUAUUAGUAAUUUCAACUUCAAAACCAAAGUAUUGAAUUCAUUAAUUGAUAUUUUAUUAACUAUUAAGACUAAUCCUGAUUUCUUUAUCAUUUUCAAAAUUAUUGUUCAAUUGAAUGAAUCUCAAUUAGCAGGAAAAAUCUUUAAAGAAUUAAUCAAAUCUGAACCAUUAAUUGCAUACCAAGGAGCUUUUGAUUUAGUUAAUUCAGGAUCUCAAGAAUUAUUGGAAAAUAUCAUUAAAUAUUUAAAAGAUGAUAAAGAAUUUGAUGAUGAAUCAUCAGAAGAAUCAAAAUUAAUUAAUAUUUUAACUGGGGUUCCAACUUGUGAUUUAAAUAUCACUUUCUUAUAUAAAAAUAACCAUACUGAUAUAACUAUUCUUAAUAAAACUAAGAACUUAUUAGAAGGUAGAUCAUCAAUAUUCCAUUCAGCUGUAACUUUUGCUAAUGCUUUUAUUCAUGCUGGUACAACUGAUGAUUCAUUUUUCCGGAAAAACUUAGAAUGGUUAGGAAAAGCAACCAAUUGGUCAAAAUUUUCUGCCACUGCUGCUUUAGGAGUUAUUCAUAAAGGUAAUUUAUCUCAAGGUCGUAAUAUCUUAAAACCUUAUUUACCAGGUUCUUCAGGUUCAGCUCAUACUAAAGGGGGAUCAUUAUUUGCUUUAGGGUUGAUCUUUGCUGGUCAUGGUAGAGAAACUAUCGACUAUUUAAAGAAAUUCUUGGAUGAUAAUGGUUCAUCAGCUGGUUCUAAUGAUACUGACGUUAUGUUACAUGGUGCAUGUCUUGGAUGUGGGGUAGCUGGUAUGGCUACCAAUAAUGAAUCUUUAUAUGAAGCUUUGAAAGUAGUUUUAUAUUCUGAUUCUGCCAUUUCUGGUCAAGCUGCAGGUUUAGCUAUGGGUUUAGUAAUGUUAGGUUCUGGUAAUGAACAAGCUAUUGAAGAUAUGUUAACUUAUGCCGAAGAAACUCAACAUGAAAAUAUCAUUAGAGGUUUAGCUAUUGGUAUUGCUUUAUUAAAUUUCGGUCAAGAAUAUAAAGCUGACAAAUAUAUUGAUGAUUUAUUAAAGAAAGAAAGUUCUAUUUUAAGAUAUGGUGGGGUUUUCACCAUUGCUUUAGCUUAUGCUGGUACUGGUAAUAAUCAAGCCAUUAAAAAAUUAUUACAUUAUGCAGUUUCUGAUCCUUCUGAUGAUGUGAGAAGAGCUUCAGUUAUGUGUUUGGGAUUUGUUUUAAUCAGAGAUUAUACUUCAACUCCAAAAAUCGUCGAAUUAUUAUCUCAAUCUCAUAAUCCUCAUGUAAGAUAUGGUUCAGCUAUGGCUUUGGGGAUUUCAUGUGGUGGUAAAAAUUUAGCUUCAGCUUUAGAUGUUUUACAACCUUUAACUUCUGAUCCUGUUGAUUUCGUCAGACAAGGGGCUCUUAUGGCUUCUUCGAUGAUUUUAAUUCAACAAAAUGAACAUGUUAAUCCUAAAGUUAAAGAAUUCAAUAAGAAAUUAUCCGAUACCAUUAAGAAUAAACAUGAAGAUGCUUUGGCUAAAUUUGGAGCCACAUUAUCUCAAGGAAUAAUUGAUGCAGGUGGACGUAAUGUUACCAUAACUUUGGAAAAUCCAAAUACCAACACUUUAAAUAUGAAAUCAAUUGUUGGUUUAGCAGUAUUUGUUCAAUCUUGGUAUUGGUUCCCAUUAUCACAUUUCUUAUCAUUAUCUUUCACCCCAACUGCUAUCAUUGGUAUAACUAAAGAUUUAAAAAUCCCUAAAUUUGAAAUUAAUUGUCAUGCUAAAGAAAAAUUCUUUGAAUAUCCAAAGAGUGAAGAAAUCAAAGAAAAUAAGAAAGAAGGUGUAACUGCUGUUUUAUCAACUACUGUUAAGGCAAGAGCUAGAGCUAGAAAGAGAAAAGAUGAUAUGGAUAUUGAUGAAAAACCUGAAGUUAAAGAAGAAAAAGUUGAUGACAAAGAUUCAGACAAAGAACCUGAGAAAGAGGAUGAUAAGGAAGAAGAAAAAGAAAAAGAAGAGCCCCUUAAAUAUUGUAAAACUCCUUAUAAAAUCGAAAACUUAUCUCGUGUUGUUCCUUGGCAAACUAAUUACAUAUCGUUAACUAAAGAAAGAUUCGUGCCCAUUAAUAAAUCCAGAGGUAAUAGUGGUAUCAUCAUUUUAGAAGAUACUAAACCUAAAGAAAAAUUAGAAGUCAUCAAAACUGUCAGACAAUUAAAUGUCACUGAAGCACCAAUUCCUCAACCUUUCACAUUAUCAGGAGAUGAUUUGAAAGAUGAAUAG